Molecule: messenger RNA, 3782 nt
Organism: Vollenhovia emeryi
Lineage: Eukaryota; Metazoa; Arthropoda; Insecta; Hymenoptera; Formicidae
Gene: Raf
Product: serine/threonine-protein kinase A-Raf-like
Exons: 1
Coding region: 1-2202 (733 amino acids)
Biological process (GO): signal transduction; protein phosphorylation
Molecular function (GO): ATP binding; protein kinase activity
Source: RefSeq, a predicted model, not a curated record
AUGGAAGAACUUAAGGAACGGGAACAGGAGUUGAAUGAUGAAAUCGAGAAUGUAGAAAAAGUAAUGACGGUUUAUACAGCACAUAUCGCAAAAUGGUUGGGUGUUAUAGAGAGUUACCCUAGGUCUGUGAAAGAUUUCAUGAAUGAAUAUACAGCAGGAACGAAUAGACUACAUGAAUUGCAAUGCACAGAAAUGCGGCUUAGACAAGAACUGGAGGAGCUAAUGGAAUUGAUAGAAGAGGUAAAAGAAUUGGAGGAGAUGGGAACAGAGGAGGAUGAGAUUGAAGUAGUUGAAGAAGAAGUUGCUACUUUACUGGUACAUCUUCCAAACAAUCAACAUACUACUAUAAGAGUGGAGGAAGGAGUUACCUUAAGACAGGCACUGGCUACAUCUAUGGAACGCCGACAUCUAGAUGUGAAGGACUGUGCAGCAUUUAUAAAACAAAAAAAUAUGUUCACUAUUUCUUGGGAUGCACAGAUUGCAACUUUGCAAUGCAAAGAAAUAUUUGUGGAAACUAUGGAACAAGCUCCUGUUCCAGUUCUCUUUAAACAUAACUUUUUAAGUAACACAGUGACUGUAGGGAUAUGUAAUUAUUGUAGAUCGACUGUCUUAUACGGAUAUAUAUGUACAGAAUGCAAUAGAAGAUAUCAUCCAAAAUGUAUAUAUCAUGCGCCUACUUUAUGCGAACAUGUGAAAAACCGCAGAGCCUAUUAUGAACGGUUAUUAGCUUGCAAUAAAAUGACAGGACUUGUUCAAGUUCCACCGAGACCUGUUCCUGUACCGUCGGUCUCUCGAAAGAGAGAAAAGCUAGAAUGGAGAGAACGAAAUCUUUAUGUCCAUAUGGCGGAUAAGUCAACUCAAGUCUACGCCCUAGAUCUUUAUACAGCAGAGGGUAAGUUAGAUUGGAAACGUGUGAGAAGAUACAGGAAAUUGGUUAAACGAAUGAAGAAAGGCGAAGUCAAUCCGGAAGUGGAUAGCAUCUUUAGCGGAGAAGAUAUUGUAUUUGUAGAAGCUAGGGCUGACGAAAUUGAAAUCGGUGAAGAAGUUGAUGCAGGAACUUUCGGUAAAGUUUUUCACGCCGAAUGGCAUGGGUCUGUUGCUGUAAAGACACUGAAAACCGAGAAACCUACACCUGAACAGGUACAGAACUUUAAACACGAGGUGAAUAUUUUACGUGAACUUACGCAUCCAAAUGUCUUAGCACUAAUGGGAGUCAUUUGCAAACCUUUUCUUGCAAUCGUUACACAAUGGUGCGAUACAACUCUGUACGAGCGCUUGUACGAGUCAGAAGAAAAACUAGCAAUGUGUGUAAUAACCAUAAUUUUACGACAACUCGCAAGAGGAUUGGGUUAUCUACAUUCACAAGGUGUUAUACAUCGAGAUUUGAAGAGUAAGAAUAUAUUUCUCCACCGAGGGCUUCACACGAAGAUCGGUGACUUUGGACUUGCACUUGUAUUGAGAGACGAAGUAAAAGAGAAAAAGGAGACUUGGUUGGAGAGGGUUGAAAGGUUGAAAAAGAUUCUGUAUUGGCGAGAGUAUGAAAAAGAAAAGAAGAAAAAGGAAAAAGAUACCAAGCGCGAAGAGGAGUUAAGGAGACAUGAACGACUGCUAGCCGGGUCUGUUCCAUGGAUGGCUCCGGAGGUGCUAAGAAUGAAAUUCGACGAAAAUCCAUAUAGUUUUGCAAGUGACACUUAUUCAUAUGGUAUUGUAAUGUACGAAUUAUUUACUCAGGUCUUCCCAUAUGGCCCUAAAACUGACAAGCUAUUUAUUUUAUAUAACGUAGGACGUGGUGCAUUGCACCCUGAUUUGACACUACUGCGUCGUGAUAUACCUAAGGACCUCAGAAAUCUUAUGGAAGAAUGCAUUUCGUAUGACAAAGAAAUGCGACCAUUGACCGAUGAAAUCAUAAAGCGAACGAACGAAGCUUAUUAUUAUAUACCGAAGAUAAAAAGAACCACUUCUUUACCAGCGUACCUUGAUGUUUUGCCAGAUACUUAUUAUGAAAGAGCUCUUGAUAAUCAAUAUUAUAUUUUUUCUGACUCUGAUAGUUUCGUUGAAUUAAGUGACUCAGAGAAUAGUUCAUUAAUUAAAUUUAUUGACGAUGAUGACACUGACACGCUAUCACCGCAUACUGUCUCGGCCUCUCUAAUUGACCAAUUAGCUAAAGAAGGAGAAGAAGAAGAAAAAAGCGUUUUAUCCUAAAAUUCUGAAAACAAAAAAUUAUUUCCAUAGUCCUACUAUGUCUUACCUUUUAGUGAUUGGUCGAUAGAGGAAGGAGAGUAAGCUUUUUCUUAUGAAGAACUGUAUUUACCUUCUUUUGAAAUACCGAUAUUCACAAGAAGAGAAAGCUUACUCUGUAUUUAUCUUCUCUUUUUCUCAGAGGUAGAUAUAUCUCCAACGAGGUAGAAUAUAUCUCCGAAUUAGAGAAGAUAAGCCUAUUAAAGAUUCCUUUCUUUUUCUAUAGCAAGUACAUAUGACCGAAAUGCCUCUAAUAAAUAUGCAUUUCGAUCACAUUGUACAUCAUAUGUAGUAUUUUUAUUUUUACAGCAGGUUUUUAUUAUAGGUUUUUUUUAGAUUUAGUACCACAGGUUGCUAACAAGCUUUUUUGUUUUAGAGAAAAUGUUUGUAAAGAAGUAAUCUUUGUAAAUUAUGUAAAUGUAUAUAUAUGUAUAUGUGAUGUAGCGUUUAUCGAUUUUGUGUAAACUUUAUAAACAGAGCUCUGGAUCGAAUUGCAUCUUAAAUUAUUUAUUAACUGUAUUUCAAAAUGAUUAUUUCUUUACUAAAUUUAACCAUAAAAUUUAUAUGCAUUCGUAAAUUUUGAUUAUUUUCAAAUUUGUGGUCAGUGUUCGGUAUCUUUCAGUUACAUUAUUGGUCCGUCUUGGUCUACGAAAUUGAAAAUAGGAUUGGUAUCAUUCGAUUUACUCAGAAACAGCUAUAUAAAUAUUUAAAUCAAUAAUAAAUGCAACUUAACCAAUAUGUGAAUCACGAGUAAAUAGAGAGACGUAGCAUACACAUAUGUAAAAUUUCUAGUAAUUGAAUUGAAAUAUCAUUCCGGUUCAGAUCUCUACUUAGAAAUAAUGUAAAUCUGUAAGUUAUAAGAAUGAAACGACAUUAAAGUCGUACUGGCCGUUAACUUAUCUGCGGGAUAUUUUUCCAAAGGCUGAUGUGAUUUUUAUAUCUGAUUUUAUCUUGAAUAUACUCACAUUUUAUUCUCCUUUUAUUUCCUAAAAUGUAUAGUAUAUACAUAUUUAUUCAGUCAAGCAGAGCAGUGAUCUGGUAAUAUUAGUACAACGAUAAGUUUUCCGGCCGGUAUUCUGUUCUGCUUUUUCCGAAUGGCCUAAGAUAACUAUAUUAUUUGUCAAUAGCACGUGUAUUAUAUUAGUAAAAUUUAACAAAAUGAUUAAUUUUAUAUAUAUUUCAUAAAACUUUUUAUGACAUUUUUACCAUAGAUCUUGUAUAUUUAAAUUUAAAGUAACUUAAAUCUUACGCCACCGGUUUAAACCUAAGUUUGAUUAAUAAAACUAUUAAGACUAUAAUAUAAUGUGUCAAUAAUAAAUAUACAUUUAAUUGAUGUAAAACAAAAUGUUUGUGCUUUUAUAUAUUACAACAGUAUUCGAAUAUCUACGAUGUGAGAUGUAAAAGCCUCUAAUGAAAAUUACAUGCAAAAUAUAGUAUAAUGUAAUUGUUAGCAUUGGAAAAUUAUUGCUGUGUCAUGUUUAAAAUUUAUAUCAUUCUAUUAGAAGAGUAAAAACAAAAAGUUAAAAAAUAUAUUUUGUGUAUAU